Callithrix jacchus (white-tufted-ear marmoset) is the source of this 1372-nucleotide messenger RNA. Lineage: Eukaryota; Metazoa; Chordata; Mammalia; Primates; Cebidae. The record is from RefSeq and is a predicted model, not a curated record.
CACAAAUACCCUCUCCAGAAUCCAGAAGAGAAUAAUUAAGAUAUUUUCAAAAUGGAAAGUUCCCAUGACAAAGAUUUUUGCCUUCCUCACCAAACUAUGAUUUCCUGAUGUUCUUAAAGGUAGUGUACACCAGAUUUUUCCAUUCUUAUUCUGAAUGUAGUUUUUUUUGUGUCUGUGUGAUUUGUUUCUCAGCCUGGGUUGCAGGCUAGCAGCCCAAGACAUAUACUGCCCCAUUUGACAGCUCAUUGUUAUUUUAGUUUCAACAUAUACAUAAACUGGACUUACAAUUCUGGAAAAACUAAAGGCUCAAGAAUGGAGCUGAGCACACACUGUGUGCUAAGGAAAGAAUAUUUGGAUUGAAUUGAACCCCCUGCAGAACGUGGACUAUUCAGAGACACUGAAUUUGGCCUUGCAUGAAUACCUGCCUUGGGUUGGCCAAUUAGUAGUCAACAGCAAUGAGCCAAAAGAAACAAACCAAGUUUCAAAAUGUCAAACCAAAGACUUCAGAAAAUAGCUCAGCUAAAUGUGAGAAAGGAAUGGUUGACAAUGGUGAAGAGAUUUUUGAUGCAGUCGGGAGAUCAAAAUUUGUUCUAAAGAACCUUCGGCAUUACACAGUGCAUCCAAAUUUGGCCCAGUACUACAAGCCUUUGAAGGCAAAUGCACUACAGAAAUUCCUGGCUCAAAACAAGAAAACCACAAGCUUCAUGUUAAAAGUAACAGAGUAUGACCAGGAUAAGACCUUACUGAUUAUGACCAACAACCCACCUCCCUGCUCAAUCACCCAGCAAGACAAGGAGAGUGCAUCAAAAUACUUUUCCAAGGAGUUACUGCGCAAGAUCAUGGAAAGUCAUCAUCAGCACAAACCCACUGAGAACCCCUGGCUGCCCUUGAUGCCUCAGAAAAAAAAAUUAAGAUCUAAGCUGAGACCAAUCUUCCCUUUGAUACUGUCGGACGAUCCUACAUCCACGCGAGAACAAUGGUUUAGGUUUUCCACCGACAAUGAUUUCAAGAGCGAAGGGAAGUAUUCAAAAAUCUACGCUUUGAGGACACAGAAAAAAAUGUACCCUCAGCUCACCUUUGCUCCAGUCUGUGAGAGAGAGAUGAGGAAAGAUGCUUCCAAGAAGUUAGCGAGUGAAAGGCUGAUUUCCAAGGCGAUUCGGGAACCACUGACACUCGCAUCGCUCCUGGAAGAGAUGCCCACCAGAACCGCGCCCGGGGAGGGCGCCUUCCGCAACGGGAGGGCUCCGCUGUGCAUGAUCAAAAAGGCCACGGUCACCGGGUGAACACAGACCCCUCAGGCCUCCCGCCUCGCUCUUCUGAGACUGAAGGGUCCGCAUGAAAGUCGCCAAUGAAAUAAAACCACAUUCCUGCU